AUGAAGUUAGAGGAACGCCCUUUUGAUAAGGUGUUGCUAGAUUAUUAUAUGGAUUUGACAGAAGGAAAGUUCACAAUACCUAUAAUACACGCAAUAAGAACCGGUAAAGGAGAGGCUGUUUCGAGUAUACUUAAACAGAGAACAACAAAUUUAGACUUAAAACGUUACUGCGUGUCUCUUUUGGAGGGUCUCGGCAGUUUGGAGUACACAAGAAAGAUUAUUCGAGACUUGGAAGCCCAUUUGCGAAGCGAAAUCCGUCGCCUCGGUGGUAACCCACUUAUGGAUGCAGUACUGGACCAAUAUCGCGUUUAA
Molecule: messenger RNA, 312 nt
Organism: Pieris macdunnoughi
Lineage: Eukaryota; Metazoa; Arthropoda; Insecta; Lepidoptera; Pieridae
Source: the annotation of a GenBank genome assembly